Messenger RNA from Fopius arisanus, 2221 nucleotides. RefSeq lists its product as uncharacterized. Lineage: Eukaryota; Metazoa; Arthropoda; Insecta; Hymenoptera; Braconidae. Gene Ontology annotation, biological process: cilium organization. The coding region runs from base 12 to 2051 and encodes 679 amino acids. The transcript is spliced from 7 exons. The record is from RefSeq and is a predicted model, not a curated record. Gene Ontology annotation, cellular component: cilium.
UGAGGAAUAAAAUGGAGCACAGAGGGUCGGCAUUCAUAAAUUCGUGUGUAAAAGUCCCAGUAGAUCCAUAUAGUAGACAGCCUACACCAUCUUAUGAGCGCCCAACGAUAAAACUCUCGAAACGUUCUGCCAACUACAAAAAUCGUCGGAUCAAUUUUGUAUCACCAUCCGGACAUGACGAUCUAAAUCGCACUGACCCUGGGAGUUCAGACGAGAGCAAUGUGGAUGGUUUCAUUGAUUUCAUCGAAAGUAUCCCUGAUUAUGGGCAGAUUCACCAUCUUUCAAAUGAGCAAUUUAGAGAAAAGUUGGAUCUUUUAAAAAGGAAGCAGAGAUUGCUGCUGAAGACCUUGAAAACCGAUCUAGAUGAAGAUGAUAAAAUGGUCACAAACGAUAUCAUUAAGGAAGUCGAUCAUAAAAAGAACUUGGAUUCUUUCAGAUUUGAAAAAUUUAAAUGCGAGAACUGGAAGGGUCGUAAUAAUAAUGAGCUUCAGUUAAUGGGAAGAAAGUGUCGUCUGGAGGAGUUAAGAAUUGAUAGUCCGGGCAACUUUCGAUGUGGGAAUUUUGCUGGAUUGGCUGAAAAUCAGGACUUACUGACUUACAGAUGCAAAACCGACGAAAAGUCGAUGAAAACAUUGAAAAAUCGCGAGAUAUAUUCAGCAAAUACUAAAAGUUGGAGCACAUGGAGUGACUCGAAAAGUUCUGAGAGUGAUAAGGGUUAUUCAGAGAAUAGUAUUGAAACUAGAAGUCUACCACCAAAUAGUCCUAGGAAAUGGGAAUCUGGAAAUUUGAAGUCUCCUAUGCUUAACUUGCGAAUUAACGCUGAGAACUAUACACGUCACCAUGUAGAUCUUGCACCUUCAGAUUCAUUCGACGACUCCAAAAAAAUCAACGAAUUCUCAAGCAAACGUAGAAUUCGCCAGAUUCCUUUAGCAUCGAGAAUUCCUUUAUACGAUAAACUUCUGGUAGCUAAACAGGACCGAAGUAGAAUUAUUCGCGAACAAUCCGCAUUGAGUCUGAUGUCACAGGUAAAGCCCUUUUACCUCGAAUGUGACCGCCGAGCAAUCAAGGCCCUAACCAGAUCAACACCAGAAUUGAGAACCAGACGAAAUAAAUCGCCACCUAAAUUCAGAGCUAGACCUGUUCCAAAUAAUUUAUUUGGAACGCGAGUAUAUGACCGAAUGCUUGAGAACGAAUACCUAAGGCAAUUGCAGAAGAAGAUCAGAGCUGCUGAGCUAAUGAAAGUCUCCUCUUUACCUCCCUCGAUGGCUCGGCGAGAGAGAAUCAAAUCAGGGUAUAUUCCGAAGACAAGAACGUGUGUGAAUCAAGAGAUUCAAAGAAGUGAGGAGAAUUUCAGAACUUGCAGAAUGACUCCAUUAACAUCUGAACGAUCCCCAUCAGCUUUGACUGAUACCUCAGUAAGGGGAAAUAACCUUGCAGCGAUUCUACGCUGUCAGGCAUCACGAAAAAAGUUGGAGAAACAAAUUCAGGAACAAUUAGAAGAAAAAGCAAGAGUACAUGCGAUCCAAAUGCGAGAAUUUUUGAGAGGCCGGAACCCUGCAUGGAGAGCUCUCCGGUAUGCUUCCAGAAACGAACGAACAAGUGACUUGGACUACAGGGCGUCAUUACGAAGAGAAGAAUCUAAAGGACAGGCUGACCAUUAUCGGAUGGAAAUGGAAUUAAUGUUGAAUCGUGUGAGACAGAUUCCUACGCUCUUUGAACGUUAUUCGCAGAAUCUCUUUAACUUGAUCGCACUCUUCCUCUGGCAGAAAAAGAAAAAACAGAAACAAGAACGACGGAAAAAGAAACGCAAAUCAACCUUCAAUAUGUCCAGUAAAGCAAGCAGUAGGACGGAUUCAAGAUCAGAUUCUGGCACAUUAACGAAUACAUCGAAAUUUUCCGACUCCACAAAAUCGCACCUUUCCCACAUAAUAUGUGACUCUCCCACGAGCAAAAAGAAAACGGAUCGAGGGACUCUACGAGUGUCUAUAAAGGAAACUGCGGAACUGAUUAAUGAUGAAUUGACUAUUGGAAACAAUUUUAUAAAUCAGUAAUUGAAAUCGUCCAGAUUCACUAGUAUGAAAGCAUGAUUAAUCAGUGAUAUACUUCUUGAAGUCUGUGUAACAGUUACUAAGCAGAUCACUACCACACUAAUAAUCAAUUGAAUUCAGAUCAACUACUGUCCGAAUAUAUUAAUCUAAAAUUACUAUCAGUUUGAUAGGAA